Messenger RNA from Debaryomyces hansenii CBS767, 1842 nucleotides. RefSeq names its product tyrosine-protein phosphatase. The transcript has a single exon. The coding region runs from base 1 to 1842 and encodes 613 amino acids. Lineage: Eukaryota; Fungi; Ascomycota; Pichiomycetes; Serinales; Debaryomycetaceae. Gene Ontology annotation, molecular function: phosphoprotein phosphatase activity. The record is from RefSeq and is a predicted model, not a curated record. Gene Ontology annotation, biological process: dephosphorylation.
AUGCUAAAGGCACAGCAUAAAAGUAAUAUUGAAAAAGCAAUUGUAAUUGAUAAGGAUUUCGUGGGUGUUCUUAGAAGUCCAGAUUUCCUAUUUUCAUCAACCCCGUACAAAGAUCAUUUAUCACCUCCAACUCAAAAAGUUGUAUUGGUCAUACCAGGGGAAGAUGAAGAUUAUAAUUCAACACGCAUCAAGAACUUAGCUUCUGUCUUGUCAUCGGAACUAGGUUUAUACAGUUUGCGGAUAAAAAUACCAUAUGAUGAAUCUAAAAGAAGUAAUUGGCUGAACUUGGAGAAAGGUGUUGAUUACAUUGAUGUAGCUGUGAAAUAUAUUGCAAAUGCCAAUAAAGAAGUUCAAUUAAACUUGUGGUCAAUUAUAGGAUAUUUUGAUGGUGCAGCUAUGAUGUUUGCAUGGGUAAUAAAGCAAAAUGAUUUAUAUUAUUCCAAAUGCUUGGAAGAUAGAAAAAAAGCUAUAAUUGUUCCAAAUUUAAUCAAUUGUUGUUCCAAGUUUUAUCUGAAUGCAUUCAAAUCGAAUAAUAAAACUCUCUUCAGCGAAGAACUUGAGGAAUAUGAGUACAUGUAUGCAUCUGUGAGACCCGAAGAACUGAAGACAGACAUUAAAUUAGAUUUUUCGAAAUUAUGUCAGUUGACAAAUCAAACUUCUGUAUUGAGUAUGUAUGGUUCACGGGAUGACGAUAUAGGCUUGGGAGAUUGUGGUCACUUCACAAAUCUUUUAAAUAGAGGAAGAUACUCUCAUCAUUUGACUUUUAUACCAAAUGCUGAUCGUUACUUUCAUGACGUAAGCCUUACAAAGAACAAUCAAUUGCAAAAGAGCAGCACUGAAGAUUUAGCAACUGAUCGAAUCGACCUCAAUAAUACAGCGCAUGAAGUAAUAAUUGAUUACUUAAGGCCUGAAAAUGAAAUUCAGAGGUUUUUCAGUAUUAGUCUCCAAGGUCGUGGCUCAUCUCGCUGGCGACUGAUCCAAGGUAUUAGUAACUUUAGAGAUAUCGGAGGAUGGAGAAUCAACUCGCCGCGUUCUCAUGAUAUCGAGGAAUAUUUAUAUGUUAAGCCGAACACUAUCUUUAGAUGUGCCACAAUGGAUAAUAUAUCUCGAGAUUCUGGAUUAGAGAAGCUUCGAGAUUUGGGAAUAAAUACUAUAUUUGACUUUCGUACUAAAAGUGAAGCAAAAAGGUGCGUUAAAGAUGAAGAACUACUGAGAUUUGGAUUAAGGAGGAUUCAUUGCCCCUUUGAUAUUGAAGAGAAGCGGGAUCCAAAAGAUAUUCUUGGAAGCUUCACCAACCUAUUAACUAGCUGGUAUACGUAUACUUCAGUGUAUGAAAAUAUGUUAGUUAAUAGCACUGACGUGUAUAAGAAAGUAUUUGAAUUUAUUCGUGAUGAAGUUCUGAAAGGUAAAAAGUUUGUAUUCCAUUGUUCAGCAGGAAAAGAUAGAACAGGAAUAGUAUGCAUGUUAAUCUUGCUAUUUAUGGGGGUCAACAAAAACAUAAUAGCAAGAGAGUAUAGUUUAACCGCUGUAGGGUUAAAGCCUGAAUUUGAGAACAUUAGAAAGAAGUAUUUGGCGGGAAUUGGAAUUUUUCAGAAGCAUGAAACAUAUGCAGAAUUUGAAUCCAAUUUAAAACAAGGGCGUGAUAGCUGGAGCGUUGAAAAGGAUGGAUUCGAUAAUUUAGUAAGUUCAAGAUGUGAAACAAUGUUAGCUACACUUAGUAUAAUUGACAGAAAAUUUGGUGGCAUUGAAAAUUAUCUAAAAACUUACGUUGGACUUACUGAAGAUGAUUUGAAAACAAUCUAUUUUAGUCUAAUUCAAAGCGAGAAUACUUAUGUUUCGUAG